This is a messenger RNA of Exophiala bonariae, 1317 nucleotides long. RefSeq lists its product as uncharacterized. Lineage: Eukaryota; Fungi; Ascomycota; Eurotiomycetes; Chaetothyriales; Herpotrichiellaceae. The record is from RefSeq and is a predicted model, not a curated record. Bases 1 to 1317 code for a protein of 438 amino acids. Gene Ontology annotation, molecular function: calcium-dependent phospholipid binding; calcium ion binding. Gene Ontology annotation, cellular component: cytoplasm. The transcript has a single exon.
AUGUCAUACGGCGGUCCCCCUCAGCAACCUCCCUACGGAGGUGGCUAUCCGCCACCAAAUCAGGGUGGUUACGGCCAGCAGUACCCUCAGCAACAGGGCAAUUGGGGUCCUCCACCUCCUCAGCAGCACGGUAACUGGGGCGCUCCUCCAGGAGGUCCCCCGCCUCAACAAGGAGGAUGGGGUCCUCCACCAGGUCCGCCACAACAGGGUGGAUGGGGUCCUCCGCCAGGUGGUCCGCCACCACAGCAAGGCGGAUGGGGGCCUCCUCCGGGUGCUCCUCCCCAAUGGCAACAAGGACCGCCUCAACAGCAAGGUGGCUAUCCUCCUCCGCAGCAGGGUGGGUAUGGCCCGCCCGCGCAACCAUCCCCAGGCUAUGACCCGCGCGCUGUGGCACAAGGAGACGCUUCAAGAGACGCAGAUGCUUUGCGGGCUGCGAUGAAAGGUUUUGGUACUGAUGAGAAGGCUCUCAUCCGAAUCCUAUCCAAGCCAGAUCCUCUCCAGAUCGCCCUCCUCCGAAAUACCUACAACACGCGACUGCGCCGCAAUCUAGAGGCAGACAUAAAGUCGGAAACGUCAAAAUACUUCUGCGACGGGCUCGUCGCAAUUGUACAAGGUCCAUUAGGUCACGAUGUCCAUGAAGUAAACCGCUCUAUCAAGGGUAUUGGAACUAAAGAGUCGGUGCUCAAUGAUGUUCUUAUCGGUCGCUCCAAUGCCGACAUGCGCGCCAUUAAGCAAGCAUAUCAAGAAACAUUUCGCAAAUCUCUCGAGUCAGAAGUCAAGGGCGAUUUGUCCAUGAAGACCGAACAACUCUUCGGCCUCAUCAUGGCCGCCACUCGCGCCGAAGAAUCUGCACCCAUCGACCACAACCAAAUCGAUCGAGACGUGCAAGACCUCCAUCGCGCCAUGGACGCCCGAAUUGGCACUGACCAAAUCACCGUCUGCAGCAUCCUCUCCCAGCGAAGUGACGGUCAAGUCCGCGCAAUUGCUCACCACUGGAAGCAGAAGUACCACAGUGACAUGGAAAAAGUUGUCGACUCCGAAUUCUCCGGCCACAUGAAAGACGCCCUACUUUUGAUGGUCAGACGGGCUACUGACCGCGCCAUGUCAGAUGCACUCCAGCUCGAAGAAGCCAUGGCUGGCAUGGGCACCAAAGAUAAUUUACUCGUGGCAAGAAUUGUCAGACUGCACUGGAACAGACAGCACAUGGACCAGGUCAAGAGGGCUUACCAGCAUAGGUUCAAGAAGGACCUGAUCCAGAGAGUCAAGGGUGAAAUUUCUGGUGAUUAUGAAAACUUGAUGGUUGCUUGCUUGACUUGA